AUGCGCCCCUCGUCCGCCAGCCGCCGCGGCUCCGUCGCGCAGGGCCCGCGCCCGCACGCCGCGCCGUACUCGCACCCGUACCUAGCGCCCGCGGCCCCGUCCAAGCCGAAGCGCGAGCUCGGCUUGUGCGAUCUCCUGUUCGUCAAGGUCCUGAGAUGCUUCGCCGCCGAUGAUAUGCCGCCGCCCAACCCGCACGCCCCCGUCUAUCAGGCCGAUAAGGAGAAGAGCUCGGCGACUAGCGUCUCGCUCACCACCACCACUACGGCCACGGCCACCACCGCCACCACGGCCACCACGGCCACCACCGCCACCACCACCACUUCCGCGAGCACGAAUAGGCCGGAGGUGCGCGUCGUCAAGCCGAAAAAGUUCCAGAUGCCAGAGUAUAACAAGCCUCCGCCGGAACCGGUCAAGCCGCGCGUCGUCCCAAGACCUAACCCCCCCGCCGCGGCGUUUCCGAGCGCCAGAACCGACGCGUCAAAACACGCGGUGUCAAGGAAUAGGGAAAUAAAUUUGGCGCCGCUUCCGGACCCAAAGUCCCCCGAGGAGAAGGAACUGCGCGUGCAGACGUUCGGCAAGGUUAGUAGGUUAUCCUCUAUGUUCGAGAACCCGGACGGUUAGGCCGACCCCGCCGCUUUCGUUUGCAGUACGCCGCAACUUAGAUUACGCUAGCUUUUUACCGCGGCUGCGUGAGCAUGUGUCGAGAUUGUGGGAGUUGUAGGCGCGCUUUUAGUGUGUCCGACCUUGUGUACAUAUGUCCCCUGAGGGGGCUUUCUCUUGCGUGCACACCAUUUCGUAAAGGAUGUCGCGCUCCGAGCCCUUAGGGCUUGCGUCUCCA
Molecule: messenger RNA, 838 nt
Organism: Chondrus crispus (carragheen)
Lineage: Eukaryota; Rhodophyta; Florideophyceae; Gigartinales; Gigartinaceae
Exons: 2
Coding region: 1-621 (206 amino acids)
Source: RefSeq, a predicted model, not a curated record